AUGAAGCUCUCCGCCCUCCUCACCGCCCUCGCCGUCGCGCCCUUGGCGCUGGCCGCGCCGUCCUUGCCGUCUGGCAAGACGUACGAAUGGCGCUUCACGAUCCUGACAUUCGGAUACGGCGUAAAGAUCAAGUCUCGAAUCCAGUUCAUCACGGGACCGAAGCCCAAGAUGUGCUUCAAGCUCGACCCGAACCAGCCGACGCCCGGCACCGAGGGCCUGGACUGGCAGAUGUUUGCCAACGGUGAACCGCUCCACGAUGAGGCUCUCAUCGGAGCCUGCUGGGAUGCAGGCGUGAACCUAGUCACCCUCGGCUGGUCCAUCAUCGACGGCAAGGACGUGCCCGGUUUGGAGAUCUCUAAUGUCGGCGCCGCGGUGCUCGACAACACACCCUGCUACAAUAGGUGGAUCUCCGGCAGGUGGACGGUCGCCUAG
Messenger RNA from Pseudozyma flocculosa PF-1, 432 nucleotides. RefSeq lists its product as uncharacterized. Bases 1 to 432 code for a protein of 143 amino acids. The transcript is spliced from 2 exons. The record is from RefSeq and is a predicted model, not a curated record. NCBI's taxonomy places the organism in Eukaryota, Fungi, Basidiomycota, Ustilaginomycetes, Ustilaginales, Ustilaginaceae.